AUGGCGAAGCAUACAGCGCUAUGUAUAUUCUUCUUUAUGGCGCUGAGCUUCGAAAUAAGCUUGGCAUCCCGGAACCUUUUACAUUUCGGGUUAUUGUUUGGUAGAGGCCAAGGCAGAGGCGGAGCUGGAGCUGGAGCUGGAGCCAAAGCGGGAGGCUCAGUUGGAGCAGGUAUCGGUGCGAAUGUUGGAGGUGGAGUUGGAGCUGGAGCCGGAGCUGGAGGAGCAGGGGGUGCAGGACUUGGAGGAGUAGGCGGCGCAGGUGCCGGUGGUGGAGGUUACGGUGCCGGCAGUGGUCAUGGGCAUUUUGGAUUUAGUGGGAACGCACAAGCACAUGCACAUGCACAUGCACAUGCACAUGCACAUGCACAUGGUGAUGCCGGCGGUCAUGGAUACGGAGGAGCACACGGUGGUGCAGGAGGAAGCGGAGUAGCAUCGGGCGGUGCAGGAGGAAGCGGGGGAGCAUCGGGCGGUGCAGGAGGAAGCGGGGGAGCAUCGGGCGGUGCAUGGGGAAGCGGGGGCGCAUCGGGCGGUGGAGGGGGAAGCGGGGGCGCGUCGGGCGGUGGAGGGGGAAGCGGGGGCGCGUCGGGCGGUGGAGGGGCCGGGGGAAGCGGGGGAGCAUCCGGCGGGGCCGGGGGUAGCGGAGGAGCAUCCGGUGGGGCCGGGGGUAAUGCAGGAGCAUCCGGCGGUGCCGGGGGUAACGCAGGAGCAUCCGGCGGUGCCGGGGGUAGUGCAGGAGCAUCAGGCGGUGCCGGGGGUAGCGCAGGAGCAUCAGGCGGUGCCGGGGGUAACGCAGGAGCAUCCGGGGUGCCGGGGGAAGCGCAGGAGCAUCCGGCGGUGCCGGGGGAAGCGCAGGAGCAUCCGGCGGUGCCGGGGGUAGCGCAGGAGCAUCCGGCGGUGCCGGGGGUAAUGCAGGAGCAUCCGGCGGUGCCGGGGGAAGCGCAGGAGCAUCCGGCGGUGCCGGAGGAAGCGCAGGAGCAUCCAGCGGUGCCGGUGGAAGCGGUGGUGCUUCUGGCGGUGCCGGUGGAAGCGGUGGUGCUUCCGGCGGUGCAGGAGGAAGCGGUGGUGCUUCCGGCGGUGUCGGAGGAAGCGGUGGUGCUUCCGGCGGUGCCGGUGGAAGCGGUGGUGCUUUCGGCGGUGCCAGUGGAAGCGGUGGUGCUUCCAGCGGUGCCAGUGGAAACGGUGGUGCUUCCAGCGGUGCAGGAGGAAGCGAUGGUGCUUCCGGCGGUGCCGGUGGAAGAGGUGGUUCAUCCAGUGGUGCAUCAGGCGGUGCCAGAGGAAGCGGUGGUUCAUCCAGUGGUGCAUCCGGCGGUGCCGGAGGAAGCGGUGGUGCAUCCGGCGGUGGCAGAGGAAGCGGAGGAGCAUCUGCCAGUGCAGGAGGAAGUGGAGGAGCAUCUUGCUGGGGUAAAAGGAGGAGCAUCCGCCAGUGCUGGGGUAAAAGGAGGAGCAUCCGCUGGGGUUAAAGGAGGAGCAUCCGGCGGUGCUGGGGUAAAAGGAGGAGCAUCCGGCGGUGCUGGGGUAAAAGGAGGAGCAUCCGACGGUGCUGGAGGAAGCGGAAAAUCAUCCGGUGAUGCAAAAGGAAGCGGAAAAUCAUCCGGCAGUGGAAAAUCAUCCAGUAGUUCAGGAGGAAGUGUAAAAUCAUCCAGCAGUUCAGGAGGAAGUGGAAAAUCAUCCAGCAGUUCAGGAGGAAGUGGAAAAUCAUCCAGCAGUUCAGGAGGAAGUGGAAAAUCAUCCAGCAGUUCAGGAGGAAGUGUAAAAUCAUCCAGCAGUUCAGGAGGAAGUGUAAAAUCAUCCAGCAGUUCAGGAGGAAGUGUAAAAUCAUCCAGCAGUUCAGGAGGAAGUGGAAAAUCAUCUGGCGGCUCAAGCGGAAGCGGAAAGUCAUCUGGCGGUGGAGAAGGAAGCGGAAAAUCAUCCGUAAGUGUAGGAGGACGCAAAAGAGGAUCCAGUAGUGGUAAUGCUAAUGCAAAAGGAGGAGGAUCCGGCAGUGGUAAUGUAGUUGCCGGAGGAGGAGCAUCCGGUGGCGGUCAUACCCAUAGUCAUGCUAAUGCUCAUGCUCAUGCUCAUGCUCAUGCCCAUGCACAUGCCCAUGCCCAUGCCCAUGCCCAUGCCCACGCUCAUGCUCAUGCCCAUGCCCAUGGUCAAGGUCAAGGAGGAGGAGGCGGAAAAGCAGGUGCAUCCGCUCAUGGUCAUGGAGGAGCAAGCGCAGGAGUAGGUGGAGGGGUAUCCGUAGGUGCUGGUGCCGGUGCUAGUGCAGGUGCCGGUGCAGGUGCCGGUGCUGGUGGCGGACUAAAAAGUGCAGGUUCAUGA
Messenger RNA from Ipomoea nil (Japanese morning glory), 2304 nucleotides. Its product is annotated as fibroin heavy chain-like. Lineage: Eukaryota; Viridiplantae; Streptophyta; Magnoliopsida; Solanales; Convolvulaceae. The transcript has 2 exons. The record is from RefSeq and is a predicted model, not a curated record. The coding region runs from base 1 to 2304 and encodes 767 amino acids.